Culicoides brevitarsis is the source of this 3748-nucleotide messenger RNA. RefSeq names its product transcription factor Sox-5 (gene Sox102F). Gene Ontology annotation, molecular function: DNA-binding transcription factor activity, RNA polymerase II-specific; RNA polymerase II cis-regulatory region sequence-specific DNA binding. Gene Ontology annotation, biological process: cell fate commitment; regulation of transcription by RNA polymerase II. NCBI's taxonomy places the organism in Eukaryota, Metazoa, Arthropoda, Insecta, Diptera, Ceratopogonidae. The transcript is spliced from 6 exons. The record is from RefSeq and is a predicted model, not a curated record. Gene Ontology annotation, cellular component: nucleus. Bases 936 to 3233 code for a protein of 765 amino acids.
UUCUUCUUCUGAGAUACUUUUCGUGAAUGGAUGAUAAAAUUCUCAACAAUAAUAGAAGAUUUGAAUAUUAAUUAAUGAAUGAAAAAAAAUAUGUACUAUACAUAUGAUGAUAAAUAAGAUAAUAAUAUACACGCAAGAUAUAUAAUGAAAUAAUAGAAAACGAUAAAAAUUAGUUUGAAAACAACACAUAGUGCCACAUAAUUAAAAAAAACCGAAGAACUAUCAAAAAUAGUGUGUGGUGAUAUAUUAAUGUUGUUUUGGAAUAUAAAAAAACAAGAAACUUAAUAUUUAUAUGGUGAACUACUAUUAUAUUAUACAACAAAAUAUACACACAAGAAGAAGACAAAGAACUGAAUUAAUUACACGAGUGUCGAAAAAAUUUACAUUUUUCCAAUAGUUAAAAAAAAAUAUUUAAAAUAAUCAUCAUAAAACACCCAAGAAAUAAAUAAGUUUGGACCAAUAUAGCAAAUUCCAGCAAAAAACUAUAAAAAAGUGGAAAUCAAUAAAAUAUGAAACAUUAUUAGUUUAGUUACACGAGAGAAAUCAUCCAGAUAGCCGAUUACUCAUUGUACGAUAAACAAAAAAACCGAAGAAUCACAAGAAAUCAAUAUUGACUCUAAAAAUAUUAUACUCGAAAAAAAAUCCCAAUAAAGGUCAAAUAAUACGUAGAUUCGUGUUAAUGAUAUAUAAAAGUGUGAAAACUUACUAAUAUUAUUUGAAAACAAAAGACCAAAAAUAAUAAAAAAUAGAAAAAAAAUUGUUGCUACUUUUUUUUUACAUUAACCGUUCGUUCAUUCAUUCAAUUUUUUUGAUGUAAAAAAAAAUACGAUAAAAUAUACGCCCGUAUAAAUAUAUAUAUUUAUAAUAAUAAAUAUAAGAGAUAGAUAAAAGCACACACAGGAAAAGUUUAGCCAUCAACUACAUAUUUCAUAUAUAUGUUGUCUCUAGACGUUACUGCAACAGAUUUCAGGACAAUGUCAUCAAAGCGCAAAUCGCCUCCCAAUAAGUUACUGGACGGCGGUGUAGCGACUGGUGGUCCUGCAAAUAACACAACAAAUUCCACAGCAGCACACGAUUCGCUGCCGUGCAGCAAUUCUCCGUCAAUCAAUUCGGAAAAUUGCGGAUCGGAACCCGAUCUGGACAGUUAUCGCAGCUCGUCGCCCGUUAGUGACGCGGAAAUGGUACGUGCCCAAACAGCAACGCCCAACGACGACCAGCGACGACGCAAAUUGCGCGAAAAUUCGAGGAGUGAAAGUGACAGGGGAAACGGAAGUGAUAACGAAGCACCGAUGAAGCGACAGAAAAUUGGCGUUGAUGCGUUACCGUACAAUUACCUCUUAAACUAUCCGUUGAUGAAUAAUUCGCCGCCAUCACACCACACGAUGCGCGAAUCGCCGCCCUUGAAAGCCACCGCCAACAAUAAUAACAGAAACUACAACAACAACAACAAUAGUAGUAAUAAUAGCGAAAUUAGCAAUAAUUUAGUAGUCAACCAUAGUAAUCAUCAUAGCAACAGUGGCAGCCCGAGCCCGAGUCAUUCGCCGAACGAGCGUCAUCAGGCAUCGUCGUCGCAUCACGUUGCAAUGCCACUUGCAGCUCCCCCAGCUGCGCUAUCCCCUACAGCUGUACUUAACAAACUCAAGCAAGAUUACAGUGCUGCGUCGUUGCUGCUGAACAGUAGUAACGAACAGAAUAAUAAUAGUGGUGGCAAUAAUACUAAAGAUAAUAGAGAUAGUUUAAAUUUAAAUAGUAGUUACAACAACAACAACAAUAAUAAUAUUAGUCCAGCACCGAAACGGACGAUGGACGAUGUGCUGAAACGUUUAACUACAAAAAUGCGGGAUAGCACGAUACGACAUGGAAAAGAUAACAAAAGACAGGCGUCACCGUUGAAUAGCAUCGACAAUAACAUCGACACACCGUUGCAAGUACUUAACUAUCCAGGAAGUCUACAGGAAAAAGAAAGAAAAUUGAGUGAGAUGAUAUUCCAGUUGCAGAUGGUGCGAGAUCAUUUGGUCGGACAAUCGGAAAGGAUGCAGACAACGGCGCAAUUAGAUCAAGAAAAAUUGUUGCAACAACAACAAGCACUCCGGAUGGAACAGGAGAUGCGAAUGAAUGAAUUGCACAAACAAAUUACCGCAUCGUAUCCCGCACUCCCGAAAAACAAUCCGCUUCUUCCGCUGUUCUUUCGACCGCCAUACCCGAUGCCGGCUGCUGGCUGGGACCCACUUCAUUUGAGUCAUCUAACGGGCGCUGCUGCCUCCAUCGAAAAGGAAAGUUCUCCGCCAUCGACUUCAUCGUCGCCCGUCUUGACAGAUCCCGAUGCUCCCCUCAAUCUCACAAAACCCAAAGGAUCUCCCGACAGUCCGUCGCCCACUGCGGGCCACAAAACGCCCGUUUCGAGCGCGUCUUCCAGCGGCAACGUUUCCAACAAUGGCUCCAUAAACACACUUCCGCUGCAUCACAACAACAACUCCAUGCAAGCUUCGUUGGCGCGUCCCUUCCUCCCCUACCCGCCCGCAUCGCAGAAACAACCUCAUUUUCCGCACGAAGACGCCGACUUUUUGAAUCGUCUCUGGCCCUCGUCUGGCGGAUUGGAAUCCGAACGAAAAAAUGCUCCAGCUGACGACGACAAAGUUCGUCUCGUGCGCCAUAAUCGCCAUCAAAAUCGCGAUCACAGCAACAAUAUCGGUCCUCCGUCGGGCGAACGUGAAUCUGGAAAGCCGCACAUUAAACGCCCCAUGAACGCUUUUAUGGUCUGGGCCAAAGACGAACGUCGCAAAAUAUUAAAAGCCUGUCCGGACAUGCACAAUUCCAACAUUUCGAAGAUUCUGGGGGCACGAUGGAAGGCAAUGACGAAUUCGGAGAAACAACCGUACUACGAGGAACAAUCGCGAUUAAGUAAGCUCCACAUGGAACAACAUCCGGAUUAUCGGUACAGACCACGACCGAAACGAACUUGCAUCGUCGACGGCAAAAAAAUGCGCAUUUCCGAGUACAAAAGUUUGAUGCGGAACCGCCGAACGGAAAUGCGGCAACUUUGGUGUCGUGACGGAUCUGAUGGAAAUGUCGGUUUCAUGCCCGAUAUGGCAUCGCCUGGCACCUCAUCGGGACGCGCAUCAUCGCCCAACGGAGGCACAAGUGGCGGAUAUUACUACCCGCAAGAUAGUCUCUCGCCGCCAGAAUUUUCGAACGAAAGAAAUGCCAACUACGACUCGCAUGACGACGAAUGAAAUAAAAUCUUCCGAUGGCAUCAAACCUUCCCGGAAAACGGAAGACUUUGGUAAAAAUGAAACAUGACAAGUAGAAAGUAGUCAAGAAAAAAAAAAUUGUAUAAAAUGUUGCCUAUUUAAUUGUACAAAAAAUAUGAUAAUUUUUAUGUUUAGUACCUAAGAAGACUCGUGAAAAAAGCUCAAAUCCUUUAAGUUUUAACCUUCUUGGUGCAAUAAGUCUCAGUUGCCUUUUUUGUAAAUUAUUGAAACUCUUACACCUCUGCUCUCUCUCUUAAUUACCUUUAAAAAUCUCUGUUUGCGUACAAAAUAAUGUUAAUUUUUUGUUCGUUUCGCAAAUGGUGCUUUCGAACCAUAAGACCCUGAGUUCAUUGAAUAACUUUGACAAAUGAUAUAUUUUAAUAUUUUAUCCAAAAUUUCAGAUAUUUAACAAAAUUUGAGGUUAUUUUUAAUUGAGAUAACCUCAACAAUUUUGAUUUUUGAGCAUUUUUGAGGUUAGUUUUGUUAUGUUUUGUAAA